Molecule: messenger RNA, 447 nt
Organism: Entamoeba invadens IP1
Lineage: Eukaryota; Evosea; Mastigamoebida; Endamoebidae
Exons: 3
Coding region: 1-447 (148 amino acids)
Source: RefSeq, a predicted model, not a curated record
AUGGUUUAUUAUCUUGUGGUACUCCUCAGCGUUUUAGUAACAAGCGAGUGCUCGAAUUGUAAGUUGUGUGAAGAAGGAAAAUGCAAAGAAUGUGAACCAACGUAUACGAUGUUUGGAGACGAGUGUAUUAAGGGGGAAAGUGUUCUAGAUCGAUGCGUUGAAUACGAGUCAACGAAAUUUGGGUGUAAAAAGUGUGUCGAGGGUUUCACCCCUUCUGUGAAUGGGCUUUGUCUCCAAUGUACCCACGUAUUUGGUGUUGAUUGUCUUGAGUGCGAACAAACAUAUUCUACUCAGUGCUCGAAAUGUAAACAAGGGACUGUCUUAACUCGGGAAGGUGCCUGUAUAUUCUGUUCUAAGUAUUUUACAUAUUGCGAGGAGUGUGAUGGACAAACAAUGCGAUGUUUAAAGUGCAAGAAUGGGAAAAGUCCUGCGACGGGCUUUUGUUAA